AUGGACGAGGACAAGGUGGCGCGUCUCUUUGCGGAUAUGCGACGAGAAUCCCAAGCGACUGGUGCCUAUCCCAUUACUCUACGUCAUCUUGAAGCCAUUAUCCGCAUCAGCGAGGCUUUCUGCCGCAUGCGCCUCUCGGAGUACUGCUCGGCCCAGGAUAUCGACCGUGCUAUCGCGGUGACGGUGGAGAGCUUCAUCGGCAGUCAAAGACCCGGCGGCAAGGGAAAGAAGACGGGCAACGCCAGGGGCGCGGCCGCGGUGUCCGCGUAG
Messenger RNA from Parascedosporium putredinis, 270 nucleotides. The record is from the annotation of a GenBank genome assembly. NCBI's taxonomy places the organism in Eukaryota, Fungi, Ascomycota, Sordariomycetes, Microascales, Microascaceae.